AUGGCGGAAGAACAUCGCCACCCGGCUCUGGGCAAUGAGCAAGAUUCGCACACCGUCAGCGACAUGCAGCUAGACUCUUACACGCCGUCCUCCAGUGCCGAAACACGCAUCGGCGGCGGCCCGCCAAGCCAACCCCAGGACCGCAUCUUGCUCGCCAGCUUGCCCAGCUGGAACCGCGCGGCAUCGCCGCCAGACUCGCCCGACAACCCGCCUCAACCGCUCCGCAUCGAGCAUACGCGGACGCCCGAAACCACAACCCCAACCCCCGGAACGAAGCCGCGAAUCGCAGAAAUCGUCGCGCGCCGGCUGGCCGACGGCUACACGCUCGCGCGCUACCGGACAGUGACGGGCGAGAUGAAGGCAGUCAUCAUGCGGGGCCCGCUGGUGCCGGCCGCGGUUCCGCACCCUCUGCCGUCAGGGCCGGCGCUGCCGGCCAGCUCGGUCGCCGACAUGCAGUUCGUCGACCCGGACGUCGACAUGUUCGACACGUCGUACGCCAGCGCGUGGCAGCUGGGCCGCAAGCUGGCGGCCGGCGACGCCGCGUUCACCAUGGCUGUCGCGCGGCUGCGUCGCGACACGCUCGCCCCCCGAUCUGGACCGGCCAUCAUCCCCCGCCGGUUCGGCGGCCACGCGGGCCAGAGACACGCCACGGCCACGGCGAGCCCUGCAGGCAAUAUCGACAUCGACAUCGACGCAGCCGCAGCAGCAGCAGCAGCAGCAGCAGCAGCAGCAGCAGCAAUCCCGUCCAACGCCGACUACGCGACCGUGCGGAAAUGGGUACUCGCCGAACUGCGCCUGGCCGGCAUGCCCGCGAUGUACCUGGUCCCCGGUGCAUCAGACGACAACAGUCUGGGCCCAGAGACGCUGCGCUUCGUGCACAUCGACGCCAACUGGACCGCCGCGCUCGUCGACGCGGCGCUUAGUCUCGGCAGUCAUACCGUGGCUGGUGACACUGACAAGGAACAUGGUUUCCGCAGUGCGCUCACCGCGCGCCUGCAUGCUGACUAUGCCAUUACCGGCGAGGCCGUGCCCGUGUAUGGGUUCCUCGUGCGCAGCCAGUUGCUUGCGCGGGGCGCUGGACGGGUGGAGAUCUUGUGUGAUGCUGAUGCUGAGACCGAGACAGAACAGGCGGGGGUGCGUGUCGUGGCGCAGCGUGUGCUGGGGUUGGAUACGCUGCUCUGUCUGGUCGAUCGCGUGCCGCCGUGGAUACCGGUGAGAGUUGAGUUUGUUGUGUCACGGGAGGGUCUGGACUUUGCGGAGUGA
Lasiosphaeria miniovina is the source of this 1263-nucleotide messenger RNA. RefSeq lists its product as uncharacterized. The record is from RefSeq and is a predicted model, not a curated record. The transcript has a single exon. The coding region runs from base 1 to 1263 and encodes 420 amino acids. NCBI's taxonomy places the organism in Eukaryota, Fungi, Ascomycota, Sordariomycetes, Sordariales, Lasiosphaeriaceae.